CUGUGAAUUGCGAAAAGUUCAGAUUUCGAGUGCAAGAAACAAAUGAAAAUAAUAAUUUCUUUGUUUUUCGACGGAGUACUGCUAACUUCCAUUGCAACAUGAGCUUUCACUCUGUUUAUUGAGAAUGCAGCAUAAAUUGUGGCAAUAGAAACAGGAAGUUUUCUGUGGUGCAAGUGCGAAAAUGAAAGUUCUAACAAAAACAAAAGUGCUGCAGAAACAACAAAAACAUAAUAUGAUUUAAGCAAGAAAACGAAGUACGUUGUGGUGUUUUGUAAUUGAAAACACUUCAUCACAAUUAAUCCGCAAAGCGAAUUUCUAAGCGAAACUUUUUCAUCGCCUGUUGUUGUUUAUGAUAUCAGCAGCUGAGAUAAUAGCAACUUCACUUGAUCAACAGCCGGCAAGGAAGGAAGCAAACAUAUACUCAAAUAUAAACAAAAACAUAGCAACAGCAACAAAAGCGCUAAGGAAAUUUAUUUAUUUCAUACCGAAUGGGUGGCGGUGUUGUAUUUCUAAUUGUCGUGCCGACAGCGAAUUUCGAACGAGAGCUCAUUUAUGGUUUUUCGCCAGCUGGCAACAAUGAACUGCCACCGCCGGCACCGCCGCCACAUCGCGCACCAUUACCUCCAACGACCACCGUCACCUCGGCAGCAGCUGGUAAUAAUAAUCUGAACAUCAAUCUUCCGGAGAACAACAACGGCAUACUGCGUCUCGAAGUUGAGCUACGUGAUAAGCAUGCACCGCGGUACAAGCGCGGCAUGGGACGUGGUGUGGGUGGCGUGGGAGCAGGGCGUGGGCAGAUGGGUGGCGGCGGUGCGGGUGGUCUGGGGGUAGGUGGAAAGCGUGCAUCGCCGAGGGUAGCGGAUGAUAAGAGUGCAAUGGUGCCGCUGGAAAAGGUGCUUGAGGAGCUGCUCACCAAACUGGAAAUUGAGCAUGUCACUUGGACGACGAGUCGCAAGGGCUAUUUCCAUCAUGUUGUCUUCCCACUGCCGUCCGGUGAGCCAUGCGAGACGACGCUGCACUGUCUAACUCAGCUGGGCAUCGGUACGAAAUUAAAUUCCAGCGUAAGCAUCAUACCGUGCAGUGUCACUUACGAUGCGCUCACCGAUGCUGUCAACAAGGAUGACUACAGUGAGGAUCCCACCGCCGAGGAACUAUCUAAAUGGAAUGCCUUUGUCGAAUCAAUUAAAUCGAAACUAACCGUGAAACAAGUGGUCGACGGCGUGCGUUCUGGUGGCUCCUUGUCGUUCGAUUAUCUGCUCUUGAUUGUGACCGCUGACUCUCUGGCGGCCUUGGGUUUGAUUGAGAAUAGCGCAACAAAUAUUGUCGCUGCCAUGUUGGUUUCGCCACUCAUGGGACCGGUAAUGGCGAUUACUUUUGGUACAAUCAUUUCGGAUCGACAAUUAGUUCGCACUGGUUUUAUAACUGUCGUUACUGGCAUGUUUAUAUCGAUACUUUUCGGCUUCAUAUUUGGCUUGCUUUUGGGUACAACGGAAAUGCCUUGGGGUUCGGGUGAUUGGCCAACUGAAGAAAUGAGCAGCCGAGGCAACUCUCGCUCCUUGUGGAUGAGUAUUUUCUGGGCGCUGACGUCUGGCACAGGUGUGGCUGUGGCUUUGCUGCAAGGCGCCGCGGGACCGCUUAUUGGCGUUGCGAUUUCCGCGUCACUGCUGCCGCCUAUGGUGAAUUGCGGUCUCUUCUGGGCUUUGGCUUGUAUUUGGCUUAUUUAUCCUGGGAUACGCAUACCACACUUGAAAGACGAACCUUUGGAUGGCAAUACCUCUUACCCAUUUCUCUACACAAAUUAUUUGCCAACGGAAUUUUUCAUCAAUGGCAUUAUAUCUUCGUUGCUGACGGUCAUCAAUAUUAUUUGCAUUUUCAUAACGGCAAUAAUUGUUUUGAAAAUCAAGGAAGUUUCGGCGCCAUACACGGCGAGUCCGGAUUUGAAGCGUUUCUGGGAGACCGAUUUGCGCACGGUGCGAAAAACGAAUCGUUCGACAAUACGCCGCGGCAAGGGUGGCUAUGGUGGCGGCGGUGACGCUGGUGGUGCCUUUGGCGAGUUGGGAUUACCCGGCUACAAGGGUCUGGAUGAGCCACGCAGUCGUGAAUUGGACACCGUGCUGGAGCAGGCAUUGAAGGAGGCCGAGGACGAUGCCACGUUCAAGAAGGUCAAGCGCAUGAGUUACUCCAGCAACGCGGCGGGCGGUGAGCUGCCACAACGCUUAGCACGCAUGGCUGGACUCAAUCUGCGCGAACCAACAGGCGGCGACUACAGCAACUCGCCAUUCGGCAGUCGCACCGGCAGUCGCAUGAAUUCCGUACGCAACUCCAAAGUGCAAGUCGACCUGAAGGCACUCGACAAGCUCGUAUCUAAUCUGCUGGAACAGCACACAGCGGCUGUCAAGAACGGCACGGCCGCCAACGCACGCGGCACUUCACCACAUCAGCGCAAAACCUCGGUGAAAUUAAAUCGUUGGCGUCCCACAUCACGUUCAGCGCAUUCUUUCAGAGCAGCCGAAGGUGGUGCGCCCGGCAGUGGUGGAAACUUUGGCACGGAGCUGACCAGCGCGCUGGGCCUGGCGGGCAUGGGUGGCAGCUUGGGUGCCAAUACCAUGCCCACAAUUAUGGAGUCGGGCAUGAAUGGUGCGUCAACGCAACGCAGUGAUGUCAGCAAUAGCGUUGGUGGUGGCGGUGGCGGUAACGGUGGUGGUGGUGGCGGUAAUAGUUGGUCGUCUUCGCUGGAGCGAAAUGCACGUGCUGCACGAAAUGUGCUCAACACCAUAGCGAAUGCGCCACAGCGGCUCAGUCAGUCCGUAAAUGAUGAAGAGACAUUAAAUUUAACUAAGAACUAUGUGCCGUAAGGAGGAAGCAGAUGGCAACAAGUAACGACCAAAGUGGUAUAUAGAUAUUUCAGUAACAAUUUGUGCAAUAAUCUAGAACUUUCUGAUUGUUGUUGUUAUUUAUGAGUAGCUUGUUAAAAAUUGCA
Molecule: messenger RNA, 2980 nt
Organism: Bactrocera tryoni
Lineage: Eukaryota; Metazoa; Arthropoda; Insecta; Diptera; Tephritidae
Exons: 13
Coding region: 489-2855 (788 amino acids)
Source: RefSeq, a predicted model, not a curated record